GGUUUAUGAUUUAUUAAUAAUUUUCUAUAUCAGAGUAACAAAAAGAUUGAAUGUCUAAAAUCUUCAAAAAUAAUAAAAAUAUCAUGUCACUAAAAACAAUAAUAAAAAGGUCUGAUCACAUCAAGUACUAUUCUAGUAGCACAAAAAGAAAUUAAGAAUUACAUAUAUUAGUUCUUACAAAUUAUCUGUCCACAUACAUAUAUAAAAUCCACAUCAUCUAUGCAACUUUUUUCUAAGAUAGAGAAACGUAUGCAGCAAAGAAGUAAGUUAAUAAGUUAGAAUAAGAAUGAGUUAUAAAAAUUUUAUGAGGGAGGUGAUCGCUGGGCGAGAAUGGGUGGUGAGCAAUGUGCGGCGAGGAUGGAUGGGAGCAUGGUAUAUAAUCAAAUUUUGCAAUAAUUAUUCCCUAACUUGAAAAAAAAUGGGGAGGGGUAUAAAUGGCAAUUCGGGAGACAUUGUCCUCGCCAUAAUCCAAGCCAAGGUUGAGGCGAGCAGAGUAAUUAAUGAGCAUGCCUCCCAUUCUCCGGCUUCUGGUUCUUCUCCUGAUGACACAGUCCGGCGGCGGCACGGGUGAGCCCCAAUUCAAGGAGGCGCCGGCAUUCCGCAACGGCAAGUCGUGCGACAAGUGGAGCGACGUGGUCCACAUCGCCAUGACCCUGGACUACUCGACCCCCUACCUCCGCGGCUCCAUCGCCGCCGUCCUCUCCGUCCUCCAGCACUCCACCUGCCCCGAAAACACCGUCUUCCACUUCCUCUCCAUCCCCCACCACCACCCCCACCUCCGCGCCACCGUGGGCGCCACCUUCCCCUACCUCCGCUUCCACCUCUACCCCUUCAACCCUGCUUCCGUCCUCCACCUCAUCUCCUCCUCCGUCCGCCGCGCCCUCGACCAGCCCCUCAACUACGCCCGCAUCUACCUCCCCGACCUCCUCCCCCCCUCCCUCCGCCGCAUCAUCUACCUCGACUCCGACCUCAUCGUCGUCGACGACAUUGCCAAGCUCUGGCGAAUCGACCUCAAUUCCCACGUCCUCGGCGCCCCCGAAUACUGCCAUGCAAACUUCUCCCACUACUUCACCCCCAAAUUCUGGUCCACCCCCUUCUUCGGCGCCACCUUCCGCCGCCGCAACCCCUGCUACUUCAAUACCGGAGUAAUGGUCAUCGACCUCAUCAAGUGGCGCCGCCACGGAUUCACGCACAAGCUCGAGCACUGGAUGAGGAUCCAAAAGCGUUACAGAAUCUACGAGCUCGGCUCCCUCCCGCCCUUCCUCCUCGUCUUCGCCGGAAAUGUUUCCCCGGUGGAGCACCGCUGGAACCAGCACGGCCUCGGCGGCGACAAUCUCCAAGGGCUGUGCCGCGAUCUCCACCCCGGUCCAGUGAGCCUGCUGCACUGGAGCGGCAAAGGGAAGCCGUGGCUCAGGCUCGACGCUAAAAAGGCUUGUACCUUGGACUAUCUAUGGUCGCCGUAUGAUUUGUUCAAACACGAGUUAUUAAUUGCCGACACAUGAUGGCCGCCGCAGAGGAUUAUAACCCAGAAUAAUUGAGUUGGAGACAGGGAGGCGGGCUUCGGACAAAUUACAUGCUGACGCACACACGGAGAAUCGGAAUGCGUGAAAUUUUGAUCAGAUUCUGUGCCAUACAAUUCUUAUUCUGCACACUUGUUUUAUUUUUGGGGGGAGUUUUGUUCUUGGACUAUUGGUCAACCCAGAAUCUACUGAGGCAGGUGGCGCCGCCGUGGGAGGGGUGGUGGCAUGCUGGUCGACUGUCCAGAUUCGUACAUUCCUACUCAAUUAAGGGUAAAUAUACGCUUCAGCUGUAUUGUACGCCCAGGAAAAGUGCUUGUACGUUUGUGACUCUUUACCAACUUUUUUGUGUUGCUUAUAAUUGUGAUUGUUUUAUUGGUGUUAAUAAUUUUGUCUACAUUAUUGUUUUGCGCUUUUGUUUAAAAUUUAUUCCAUCUCGUGACUUUUGUUA
Salvia miltiorrhiza (redroot sage) is the source of this 1968-nucleotide messenger RNA. RefSeq names its product probable galacturonosyltransferase-like 3. Lineage: Eukaryota; Viridiplantae; Streptophyta; Magnoliopsida; Lamiales; Lamiaceae. The transcript has a single exon. Gene Ontology annotation, molecular function: glycosyltransferase activity. The record is from RefSeq and is a predicted model, not a curated record. Bases 501 to 1502 code for a protein of 333 amino acids. Gene Ontology annotation, cellular component: Golgi apparatus.